AGAACCAAUGAUAAAAAGCAACCUUAGAUGCUCCAGAAAAGAGGCUGAGAAAAUUUAAGUACUGAGGAAAAGAUACAUCUCUGAGGUGACAGCAGAGGAUGGCAGUCAGCCUGGAGGACUGAAAGGCCAAGAAAGAUGAACAGACCUUAAAGAGAAGGAAUAUCACCAGCUUCUUCCCUGACACAGCUUCCAAAAAACCAGCCAAAGGGGUGGCAGUUGGCCUCACUCUGGGUGAAAUAAUCAAAGGUGUGAAUAGCUCAGAUUCAGUCCUUUGUUUCCAGGCCACCCAGACAGCCAGGAAAAUGCUAUCCCAGGAAAAGAACCCCCCUCUGAAAUUGAUUCAUUGAAGCACUCCUUUUCCCAGGAUGGUGGAGUUCCUGAAGUCAUCACUUUACCCCUGCUUGCAGUUUGAGGCCGCCUAGGCCCUGACCAACAUUGCUUCAGGGACUUCCGAGCAGAUUUUGAGCUAUGGUAGAAGAGGGACCCAUCCAGCCCUUGAUCAAGCUCCUGUAUUCCCCCAGUGUGGCUGUGCGUGAACAGGCAAGUGGGCUCUUGAUAGUAUACCCUGUGACAGCCCAGAGUUCAGAGAUAACAUCAUCUCAAGCAAUGCCAUCCCACAUCUGCGGCCCUGAUUUCACCCAGCCUACCAAUCACAUUUCUGCGGAACAUCAUUUGGACCUUGUCGAACCUGUGCCAAAAGAAGACCCCAUGCCUUGCGAAACUGCAGUGAAGCAGAUGCUGCUGGCCCUCUCACUCCCGCAGCACCACCACGGCAAGGUUCUCUCAAGCCUGCUGGGUGCUGUCCUACCUCACCAAUGGGCUACAAAGAGUGCAUCAGCCAAGUAGUUGACACGGGGGUCCUGCCCAGGCUUGUAGCACUCAUGACCAGCUCAGACCUCAAUGUCUUGACCCCUUCUCUCUGUACUGUGGGGAACAUUAACACAGGCACAGAUGAGCAGAAAAAGAUGGCCACUGACGUGGGCAUGCUGAACAUGCUGCCCCAGCUCCUGUAGCACAACAGGCCCUUCAUCCAGAAGGAGGUGACCUAGGCCUUGAGCAAUAUGGUGGCAGGGCCCUCUCACCACACCCAGCAGCUGCUUGCUACAAACAUCUU
Molecule: messenger RNA, 1114 nt
Organism: Macaca mulatta (Rhesus monkey)
Lineage: Eukaryota; Metazoa; Chordata; Mammalia; Primates; Cercopithecidae
Source: RefSeq, a predicted model, not a curated record